Peronospora belbahrii is the source of this 273-nucleotide messenger RNA. Lineage: Eukaryota; Oomycota; Peronosporomycetes; Peronosporales; Peronosporaceae. The record is from the annotation of a GenBank genome assembly.
AUGAGCGAAAUGCGAAGAGGCUCGCGUGGAGGUCCUGACCGGGAAUGGCUGCAAAAGGAGAGAAAGCGCAUUGAAGAUGAUAUUCGAGAGGAGAUGCAAGAGGCCGUGUCAAACGUGCAAAUAUUGAACCAGAACAUGGAGCAUAUCAAUGACGUGGGCCAAGAAGUGGUGGCCAUUUCUUCUGUGUGGGUAAAGUUCUUGCAUCAGAUGACGGCGUCCAGCAAGAUGUCUCAUGCUGUAGCUUUGCCUUUUCUCAAAGUGCUACAAUACUGA